Molecule: messenger RNA, 1230 nt
Organism: Fusarium poae
Lineage: Eukaryota; Fungi; Ascomycota; Sordariomycetes; Hypocreales; Nectriaceae
Exons: 5
Coding region: 1-1230 (409 amino acids)
Source: RefSeq, a predicted model, not a curated record
AUGGGCAGCAUAGUUGUUCCUCAAGGUCUUCUACAGGACGACAGCCUCUCGGUUGCAAUUGUAGCAGUCGAUAAAACAGGAGAAGAGUUACUGUUUGAGGGCCAUGGCAAGGUGCACGAUAAUGGCAAGAAUGUUGAUCGCGAGUCAAUCUUCUGGCUGUCCUCCAUGUCUAAGCUGAUCACCACCUUUGCCAUCCUGAGAUGUAUCUCACAAGGCCAGAUUACCUUGGACGAAGAUGUCACCCAAUUUCUACCAGAAUUGGCCUCUCUACCCAUCUUGGACAAAUCUGAUGCAGGGGAGCUGUAUACUAAGCCUAGAACCGCACCCAUUACCAUCAGACAUCUUUUGACUCAUCAAAGCGGAUGUGGUCUCGCAUUCCUUCACCCACUCCUGCUACAAUACGCUCAAGAUAACGGAUUGAUGAUUGAUGUCGGCAAUCCGAUAGAAUAUAUCAAUAGUAAUCUCUUGGACAAGGUCGUUACGGCUACUUUGAACAAACUACCACUCUGCUUCGAAUCCGGUAGCGGUCCGUUCCUCUAUGGUUCGGGAUUUGACUGGAUUGGCCAGUUGGUGUCGACGUUGAGUGGUCAGCCUCUUGAAUCUUACAUCCAGGAUCAUAUAUGCAAGCCUCUGGGUCUCACUGAUACGAAUAUGUUGUUCAGUGAGAUCCCCGGGUCUUUCGCUGAGAACUGGGUACGCCCCAAGACCUACGAUACUGUUGCAGGUUCGUUCAAACCUAUCGUCGUAGACAUCCCCAAGCACGGUAUAGCUAGUGGUAGUCAUGGAUGUUAUAGCACUCCAUCAGACUUUUCCAAACUUCUAUCUGUUCUUCUCAACUCAGAGAUUGCCUCAAAAAUUGGUAUCACGGAGUCAGUAUGGAAGGAGAUUACCAAGCCACAGCUCAUCAACACCAACUCCUCUGGCCCUGAGUCGAUGUAUGCCUGUAUGAAUGGUCCCGUAAGACACUUGUUUGGUGUUGCCUCGCUACCUGCAGCAACGACCUUUGACAUGGGUCUUGGGGGUGCCAUCACCAAGGAUGACGUUGAUGGGAUGCGAAAGAAGGGCACUUAUGGGUGGCAUGGAAUCUCAAACACUCUUUUCUGGGCCGACAGAGAAGCUGGGAUAGCUGGUGCCGUAUUGACAAACUCUUUCCCCACCGCGGAUGAAAGAUUGGUGGCUCUUGCACAGUGGUUUGAAAAGAAGGCCUAUUCCGUUCAUUCAAGUAGUUAG